Molecule: messenger RNA, 1903 nt
Organism: Rhinichthys klamathensis goyatoka
Lineage: Eukaryota; Metazoa; Chordata; Actinopteri; Cypriniformes; Leuciscidae
Product: torsin-1A-interacting protein 1
Exons: 9
Coding region: 105-1859 (584 amino acids)
Biological process (GO): membrane organization
Cellular component (GO): membrane
Molecular function (GO): ATPase activator activity
Source: RefSeq, a predicted model, not a curated record
CACUGAAGUCGCUCCGACGAAAAGCAUCAUUAAUGUUCCGCUUUCCGGUUUCAGCUGCAUAGGAAAAGUAAAAAGUUUGUCAAGAAGUGUGUGAUAUAAAACAAAUGGAUUCGGGUGAUUAUAAAGAAGAUGGAACUACAAUUAGGAGAAGAAGCGCCAGAACUUCAUCUAAGACAGAUCCCACUAAUUUGGGUGCUGUACCACUGGAAAAACAACAAGAUGCCGUAAUGAGAAAUAAGAAUAGCCUGAAAUAUCAGAAUCAGAAUCCCACAACGGAGAAAGCCAAAACUGUAUACAGUGCUUAUCUUGAACCCAGACCCCAACUAAAAAGAAGCUGGAAAAUGAGGGAAGAUGAUGGUGCAUCCAGAACUGUCAAUGGAUCUAAAAAGUCCAAGAGCCUCGUGAAGGGGGAUGAUGAUGAAUCCCCUGUUAAGAAGAAAAAGCUUGAAGAGACAGAGAAGGCAAGAGAUAUAAAUGAGAGAGGUGAUGGAUUUAAACACACUGAUGAAGCAGAUGUGGAGAUGGGUGAGGAUGAAGAUCAGGAUCAAGAUAUGAACUCAGAUGAGGGGGCUGAGCAGGAGCAGGACAAUGAGCCCAGUUUGAAAGUGGAUUCCUCAGCCCAGCCUGGGACAGUAGAAAAGCAUUCUGCCUAUGCAUGUGGCGAAAAUCUGAGAAGUGAGGAGAUACUAGGCAGCCGAAUGUCCAUUCAUCAGAAACCUGUGGACCAUGAAAUACACAGACCUAAAACCCAAACAAAAAAUUACAGACAAAACACAACAUCUAGAGAUCCUUCUAAUUUGGGUGCUGUACCACUGGAAAAACAACAAGAUGCCUUAAUGAGAAAUAAGAAUAGCCUGAAAUAUCAGAAUCCCACAACGGAGAAAGCCAAAAAUGCCCCAUGUCCUGGUAACUGGAAAAGAUAUCAAUCUGCACCCCUGAUGAGCAAUGUCUACCCAACAAUUAAACAUCCCAUUACAAAACCAACCGCUCAUCACAAAAACAUAGAAUGGAAGAAUUUGCAGAAACCAGUCACCUCAAAAGGAAGUCCAGUCUCUUCCUCUCGAGGCUGGUUGUGGUACAGGAACAAGCUUCUUUGGUGUUCUCUGAUACUGACAGGAGUCCUGGCUUUGAGCUUCUUGGCGUAUCGGAUCUUUCUAUGCUUCCAUUUGCGUCAAACUGAUAUGUCCCAUUCUGAAACCAUAGAGAAAUUUGAUCUGGACUUAGCUGCUCUACAGACCCUUUUUCCCAGUCAGCGUUCAGUGUUCUGGAAGAGGAGUGGGAAACAUCUUAAGCGCCACCUGGAGAUGGUCAGCCCCACUGAACCGGUCAGUGUAAUUCUGACUGCUGGCCUUCAGGCUGAAAGGACGCUGGGCUGCCUUGCUCGAAGCUUAGCCACGGCGUACUCCACGUUCCGUAACGCUUCAAUCUUAGAAAUCAACGGGAUCACCAAAAAAGCAAAAGACAGUGAUCAGGUCAAGCUGGAGAUUGAUGAAGCGCUUAAGGAAGCGUUUGAAGGUGAUAAACCUGCAGCUGUUGUGCACCGUUUUGAGGAGCUCCCUCCUGGAUCUACGCUUAUAUUCUAUCGUUACUGUGACCAUGAGAAUGCAGCUUACAAAAAAGUUUUUCUUGUCUUCACUGUGAUGCUUUCGGUGCAUGAAAUAGACCCAGUGGCCAGUCUGAGUGCAGUUGAGGACAUGGUACAUGACCAUGUAAAACAGAAGUUUGUCUCCUCAGAUAAAUCUGCAAAGUUUAAUCAAAUGGACGUGGAUAAACUGAGCGGACUGUGGAGCAGAAUUUCUCAUGUCAUCCUGCCGGUGGCUGCAGAGGAGAAAAUUGAACAGCAGGGAUGUGGGUACUAACCUUAACAGAAAAUCGUAAGAUUAAAUCACUGUAUUGGGCUGGA